Chinchilla lanigera (long-tailed chinchilla) is the source of this 3872-nucleotide messenger RNA. RefSeq names its product DEAD (Asp-Glu-Ala-Asp) box helicase 42 (gene Ddx42). The record is from RefSeq and is a predicted model, not a curated record. The coding region runs from base 164 to 2971 and encodes 935 amino acids. Gene Ontology annotation, molecular function: nucleic acid binding; RNA helicase activity; ATP binding. The transcript has 18 exons. NCBI's taxonomy places the organism in Eukaryota, Metazoa, Chordata, Mammalia, Rodentia, Chinchillidae.
GGCGGCGGCGGCGGCGGCGGCGGAACGGCGAAGGGGGCGGAGAGGGCGGAGCGCGGCGGGACGCGGGCCGGACCGCGCGUACUUCUGGCGGUGGGAUUCUCGCUGCGACGGUGGUGGUAGCGGCUGCCGCUGCACCGACAGCGGCAGGUCAGUCAUUGGCACCAUGAACUGGAAUAAAGGUGGCCCUGGCACUAAACGGGGAUUUGGCUUUGGAGGUUUUGCCAUCAGUGCUGGGAAGAAGGAAGAACCCAAACUCCCACAACAAUCCCACAGUGCCUUUGGGGCAACCAGUUCUUCUUCUGGAUUUGGAAAAUCAGCUCCACCACAGCUUCCUUCUUUCUACAAAAUUGGAUCUAAAAGAGCCAACUUUGAUGAAGAAAAUGCGUAUUUUGAAGAUGAGGAAGAAGACUCUAGUAAUGUUGAUUUGCCUUACAUUCCUGCUGAAAACUCACCUACACGUCAGCAAUUCCAUUCCAAGCCAGCAGAUUCUGACAGUGAUGAUGAUCCCUUGGAGGCAUUUAUGGCUGAAGUAGAGGAUCAGGCAGCUAGAGACAUGAAGAGGCUUGAAGAAAAGGACAAGGAAAGAAAAAACGUAAAGGGUAUUCGAGAUGACAUUGAAGAGGAAGAUGACCAAGAAGCUUAUUUUCGAUACAUGGCAGAAAACCCAACUGCUGGUGUGGUUCAGGAGGAGGAAGAAGACAACCUGGAAUAUGAUAGUGAUGGAAAUCCAAUUGCACCCUCCAAAAAAAUCAUUGAUCCUCUUCCUCCCAUUGAUCAUUCAGAGAUUGACUACCCACCAUUUGAAAAAAAUUUUUACAAUGAACAUGAGGAGAUAACCAACCUCACUCCACAGCAGUUAAUAGAUCUUCGGCAUAAACUCAAUCUUCGGGUCUCUGGUGCUGCACCUCCUAGACCAGGGAGUAGUUUUGCCCACUUUGGGUUUGAUGAACAACUUAUGCACCAGAUUCGGAAAUCUGAGUACACGCAGCCCACUCCAAUACAGUGCCAGGGUGUACCUGUAGCAUUAAGUGGUAGAGACAUGAUUGGUAUUGCUAAAACAGGAAGUGGAAAAACUGCAGCUUUUAUCUGGCCCAUGUUGAUUCAUAUAAUGGAUCAGAAGGAAUUGGAGCCAGGUGAUGGACCAAUAGCAGUGAUUGUGUGUCCUACGAGGGAGCUUUGCCAGCAGAUCCAUGCAGAAUGUAAGCGGUUUGGGAAAGCAUAUAAUCUUCGAUCAGUGGCUGUGUACGGAGGAGGGAGCAUGUGGGAGCAGGCCAAGGCCCUUCAGGAAGGGGCAGAGAUUGUUGUGUGUACCCCAGGUCGACUGAUUGAUCAUGUGAAGAAGAAAGCUACUAAUCUUCAAAGAGUCUCUUACCUUGUGUUUGAUGAAGCAGAUCGAAUGUUUGACAUGGGAUUCGAGUACCAGGUUCGAUCCAUAGCAAGUCAUGUCCGUCCUGACAGACAGACUCUUUUAUUCAGUGCAACUUUUCGGAAAAAGAUUGAAAAACUGGCCAGAGACAUCCUGAUUGACCCUAUUCGAGUGGUGCAGGGAGAUAUUGGAGAGGCAAAUGAAGAUGUGACACAGAUUGUAGAGAUUCUCCAUUCUGGGCCCAGUAAAUGGAAUUGGCUUACCCGGCGUCUGGUGGAGUUUACCUCUUCAGGGAGUGUCCUCCUGUUUGUUACUAAGAAAGCCAAUGCUGAAGAGCUAGCCAAUAACCUUAAGCAGGAGGGUCAUAAUCUUGGGCUGCUCCAUGGGGACAUGGACCAGAGUGAGAGAAAUAAGGUCAUUUCAGACUUUAAGAAAAAGGACAUCCCAGUUCUGGUGGCCACUGAUGUUGCAGCCCGUGGUCUGGACAUUCCUUCAAUUAAGACUGUCAUUAACUAUGAUGUGGCACGAGACAUCGAUACCCAUACGCAUAGGAUUGGCCGCACAGGAAGAGCUGGUGAGAAGGGUGUGGCCUAUACCUUACUGACCCCCAAGGACAGCAAUUUUGCUGGUGACCUGGUCCGGAACUUGGAAGGAGCCAACCAACAUGUUUCCAAGGAACUCCUAGAUCUUGCAAUGCAGAAUGCCUGGUUUCGGAAAUCCCGCUUCAAAGGAGGGAAGGGCAAAAAACUGAACAUUGGUGGAGGAGGCCUGGGCUAUAGGGAGCGGCCUGGCCUAGGCUCUGAGAACACGGAUCGAGGAAAUAAUAACAAUGUGAUGAGUAAUUAUGAGGCCUACAAGCCUUCCACGGGAGCCAUGGGAGAUCGUCUGACAGCAAUGAAAGCAGCUUUCCAGUCCCAGUACAAGAGUCAUUUUGUUGCAGCCAGUUUAAGUAAUCAGAAGGCCGGAAGUUCUGCUGCUGGGCCAAGUGGAUGGACUAGUGCAGGAAGCUUGAAUUCUGUUCCAACUAAUUCAGCACAGCAGGGCCAUAACAGUCCUGACAGCCCUAUCGCCAGUUCUGCCAAGAGCAUCUCAGGCUUUGGCAGUGCUGGGAAUAUCAGCAGUGCUCCAGUGACAUACCCUUCUGUUGGCACCCAGGGAGCCAACAACACAGCUUCAGGGAAUAACAGCCGAGAAGGGAUUGGGGGUGGCAAUGGGAAAAGAGAGAGAUAUACUGAGAACCGGGGUGGCAGCCGUCACAGUCAUGGAGAGAGUGGCAUUCGGCAUGGCGAUAGCCCACGUCAUGGAGAUGCUGGUCGCCAUGGAGAUGGAUACCGAUACCCGGAAAGCAGCAGCGGCCGUCACACUGAUGGCCAUCGGCAUGGGGAGAACAGGCAUGGAGGAAGUGCGGGCCGGCAUGGGGAGAGCCGGGGUACAAAUGAUGGUCGGAAUGGAGAAAGCCGGAAAGAAGGUUGUAAUCGUGAAAGCAAGAUGGACCCCAAGGUGGACAGCAAGAUGGACAAGAUGGACAGUAAGACAGAUAAGACAGCUGAUGGUUUUGCUGUCCCAGAGCCACCUAAACGCAAGAAAAGUCGAUGGGACAGUUAGAGGGAAUGUGUUACAGUGUGAAAUCAGUUCUUUAGUUUUACUUUAAGAGAGAUUUUGGUAACUAGGUGUCUCAGGGCUGGGUUGGGGUCCAAGGUAUAAGGACCCCCUGCCCUUAGUGGAGAGCUUGGAGCACAGACAUUAUGCCUUCAUAUGAAUGAUUGUUCAGAUGCUUUCUGAGGAAGCUGCUUUGGUCCCAGCAAGCACUGACACCUGGGAAGCUUCUGUUGGCUCUGGGUGAGUUGUCAUGAGGGUAAGUUGAAGACACUUGGGGGAAAAGGGCCUUAUAGGGCACAAAACUCACUCUAGGUUUAUAAGUAGCUUAUAUUUUUUACUAAAAUGUCACCUUAUAAACAUCUAUGAAUCAGAUUCUUUUUCUUAGCGCUCUGGCCAGGCAAUCCCCUUUUAUAGGAGUUGGCUUUUGCAAACCCAAUUUAUUGAGCUGUCGGGGAUGUUUGGAAAGCUGUUUGGUGCUUCAAGACAUUUGCAGGGAAGGAAUCCCCAAUUCUAAACAAGAGUUGACACUCAGGUUCUCCAGAUUGUAUCCAGCCCUGAGACAUACAAGCAGCAACCUUCUAAACCCAGCUUUUGAGAUUUUCAGAGUCUCUGUGAUUGAAGGGAAAUGACUCUGAAAGGGGUUCCAAGAUUGCUUCAGGCCCAAGGUAUUGGCUAAAUUUCAAAAUUAAAACCAACAACAGCUUUUAAAGUGUUUGUUUUGUUUUGUUUUGUUUUUGUAACUUGCCCCAAUAGAAGUCUUUUGCUGAAAUGAUUUUGAUGACUUUUGUUCUAUCUUGUUUAUAAAAGGAAAAGAAAUACACAAACUUCAAAUUUUGUGACUUUGUGAAGGUUUCUUUAAGAUGUGCAUUCCUCUGCUUGCUCUCUAGUAAAUGUUUUACUACUGGGA